AAGGCCCUAGCCGUUCCGCUUAGAAAUUAUACUCCCAAAACUGAAUUGCACUCUGUCCAAACUCCUGCGAGAAAUGGAUUUUUCAUGUUGCCCAACUUAAGUAUUGUAAGGCCACUGCAUUCUUCGGUCAUAAAACACAGCAACAGUUCGUGGAAAGGAAACGCAGCGGCUCAGGAGGGAAAUGAGAAUAAACUUUCUCUGAGGGACAGAUUGAAGUCAGUCGUUCAAGAGUAUGGAACCACUGCAAUAGUGUUUCAUGUUUCCAUUUCGCUCACUUCACUUGGGUUAUGUUAUGCCGCUGUGAAAAGGUUAGUUGCCUUUUAUGUUUCAUUCUAUUUUUAAAACAGCUUUUACCUGUAGUUGUGGACUUUGCAUAAAAUUUAAAUAUAAAGCCUCUUGUUCAAAAGGAAAUAUAAGGAGAAUUUACCUACCUUGUUUUGCAAACAGGUUCACUGGGAUAAUUAUAUUUAUUUAAAGAGAAACAAGUAGGCUGCAUUAUUUGUUUAAAAAGUCUUAUCUUCAUGUCCUAGUGGAAUCGAUGUUCAAGCAGCUCUCCACAGUAUUGGUGUAAGUCCAAAAGUCAGUGAUUCUUCUGUUGCAACAGAGGCAAGUACAUUUGUUGUGGCAUAUGCUUGUCAUAAAGUGUUUGCUCCAGUGAGAAUGUUAAUGACGAUUACAUGUACCCCACUGAUUGUCAGAAAGCUACGCAGAAUGGGAUUUAUGAAAGAACCCGUCAAACAGUAA
Messenger RNA from Porites evermanni, 744 nucleotides. The record is from the annotation of a GenBank genome assembly. Lineage: Eukaryota; Metazoa; Cnidaria; Anthozoa; Scleractinia; Poritidae.